Molecule: messenger RNA, 3297 nt
Organism: Hipposideros armiger (great roundleaf bat)
Lineage: Eukaryota; Metazoa; Chordata; Mammalia; Chiroptera; Hipposideridae
Gene: TGFB2
Product: transforming growth factor beta 2
Exons: 8
Coding region: 333-1658 (441 amino acids)
Biological process (GO): transforming growth factor beta receptor signaling pathway; regulation of cell population proliferation
Cellular component (GO): extracellular region
Molecular function (GO): cytokine activity; transforming growth factor beta receptor binding; growth factor activity
Source: RefSeq, a predicted model, not a curated record
CCCCACCUCGUCGCUCCAAGAAACCUUUUUCUUAACGCCCCCGAGUGAGGGUUCCCCCUGCCCAUCGUGUAUUCAGUCUUUCCACUUGGGGAACUACUGGCAUUUUCUUUUGAAAGGAAUUCGAGCAAGAUACCUUUUUUUUUCUUCUUCUUCUUCUAUUGGACAUUGACUCGAUUGUUUGCAAAAGUUUCACAUUAAAACAAACAAACAAACAAACUACCUGAUCUGUACUUUGAGAGUGGUUGGUUUCUUCUUUUUUUUUUUUUUCCUUUUUUUGGUACUGUUUUUUUUUUUCCUUUUUUUUUUAAAACUUUUUCCAUCUUAAAAAAAAAAUGCACUACUGUGUGCUGAGCGCCUUUCUGCUCCUGCAUCUGGCCGCGGCCGCGCUCUGCCUGUCUACCUGCAGCACGCUCGACAUGGACCAGUUCAUGCGCAAAAGGAUCGAGGCGAUCCGCGGGCAGAUCCUGAGCAAGCUGAAGCUCACCAGCCCCCCAGAAGACUACCCCGAGCCCGAGGACGUGCCCCCGGAGGUGAUUUCCAUCUACAACAGCACCAGGGACUUGCUCAAGGAGAAGGCCAGCCGGAGGGCGGCCGCCUGCGAACGCGAGCGGAGCGACGAGGAGUAUUACGCCAAGGAGGUGUACAAGAUAGACAUGCCGCCCUUCUUCCCCUCGGAAACUGUCUGCCCAGUUACAACACCCUCUGGCUCAGUGGGCAGCUUGUGUUCCAGACAGUCCCAGGUGCUCUGUGGGUACCUUGAUGCCAUCCCGCCCACUUUCUACAGACCCUACUUCAGAAUUGUCCGAUUUGACGUCUCGGCGAUGGAGAAGAAUGCUUCCAAUUUGGUGAAGGCAGAGUUCAGGGUCUUUCGUUUACAGAACCCCAAAGCCAGAGUGCCUGAGCAACGGAUCGAGCUGUAUCAGAUUCUCAAAUCCAAAGACUUAACGUCUCCAACCCAGCGCUACAUCGACAGCAAGGUUGUGAAGACAAGAGCGGAAGGGGAGUGGCUUUCCUUCGACGUGACCGAUGCUGUGCAUGAAUGGCUGCACCAUAAAGACAGGAACCUGGGAUUUAAAAUAAGCUUACACUGCCCCUGCUGCACAUUUGUACCGUCUAAUAAUUACAUCAUCCCCAACAAAAGUGAAGAACUAGAAGCAAGGUUUGCAGGUAUUGAUGGCACCUCCACAUAUACCAGUGGUGAUCAGAAAACUAUAAAGUCCACUAGGAAAAAAGCCAGUGGGAAGACCCCACACCUCCUGCUAAUGUUGUUGCCCUCCUACAGACUUGAGUUACAGCAGUCCAGCCGGCGGAGGAAACGUGCUUUGGACGCAGCCUAUUGCUUUAGAAACGUGCAGGAUAAUUGCUGCCUACGUCCACUGUACAUUGAUUUCAAGAGGGACCUUGGGUGGAAAUGGAUACAUGAACCCAAAGGGUACAAUGCCAACUUCUGUGCUGGGGCAUGCCCGUACCUGUGGAGUUCAGACACUCAGCACAGUAGGGUUCUCAGCUUAUAUAACACCAUAAAUCCAGAAGCAUCCGCGUCCCCUUGCUGCGUGUCCCAGGAUUUAGAACCGCUAACCAUCCUUUACUACAUCGGCAAAACACCCAAGAUUGAACAGCUUUCUAAUAUGAUUGUAAAGUCCUGCAAAUGCAGCUAAGAUCCUUGGAAAAGUGGCGAGAAGAUAAUCGAUCAUGAUGAUGAUGAUGAUGAUGAUGAUGAUCAUACCACACCAAAAAUGACAACAUUUGUAACACGAAACAUAAGAGAGCCUUGCUUCCAUCAGUGUUAAAAAAAAAAAAUUUUUUUUUUUGAAAAAGCGGUACUAGUUCAAACACUUGGGAAGUUUGUGUUCUGUUUGUUAAAACUGGCAUCUGAAAAAAAAACAAAAAACGUGGAAGGCUUUAUUCUACAUUUCGCCUACUCUGUAAGUGAGAGAGACAAGAAGCAAAACCGUUUUUUUUUUUUUUAAGAAAAAAAUAAACACUGGAAGAAUUUGUUAGUGUUAAUUAUGUGAAAGAAAAAAGAAAAAAAAAAACAACAGGAAAAUCCCCUUAAGUGGAGUUGCUGUACAUACGUUCCUAUGCCUUGCCUCACUUGAUUUUUCUGUAUUGCUAUGCAAUAGGCACCCUUCCCAUUCUUACUCUUAGAGUUAACCACGAGUUAUUUAUUGUGUGUUACUAUAUAAUGAACAUUUCAUUGCCCUUGGAAAAUAAAACAGGUGUAUAAAGUGGAGACCAAAAUUCUUUGCCAGAAACUCAUGGAUGGUUUAAGGAACUUGAAUUCAAACGAGCCAGAAAAAAAAAAAAGAGGUCAUAUUAAUGGGAUGAAAACCCAAGUGAGUGAUUAUAUGACCAAGCAAGUCUGCGUUAAGAUAAAGACCCUGAAAACACAUGUUAUGUACCAACUGCCUAAGGAAACUUCUUGUUAAGUUUCAAAACUGAAAAGCCUGUUAAUAAAGGAAACUUUCAGUCAGAAUAAGUCUGUAAGAUUUUUUUUUUCUUUUUCUUUUUCAUUGUAAAUGGUUCUUUGUCCGUGUAGUCAACCAGUGAAAUGUGGCAAUGUUUUGAUAUGUACUGGUCAAACUUCAGACCUUAAAAUAUUGCGGUAUAGUUAUGCUAUAGGUUUUUCCUUAGUUUCGGUAUAUGUAACCAUGCCUAUAUUAUUAUAAUACAUGGGUAUAGAAGCCAGUAUAAUUGGAAACACAUCUGCAGGUCUUUUUUCUUCUUUUUUUUUUUUUUUGCAAACUAUUAAAUCAAAACAUUAACUACUUUAUGUGUAAUGUGUAAAUUUUUACCAUAUUUUUUAAUGUUCUGUAAUAAUGUCAACUAUGAUUUAGAUUGGACUUAAAUUUGGGCUCUUUUUAAUGAUCACGAGGAAUUGUGUGUUUCCUUUAGCUGGCCAGUGCUUUUGAGUAAAGCCCCUAGAGUUUGACUUGCACUAAAAAUAUAUGUUUUAUAGUAUUUGUUCCACCUGUGCUUCAUGAAUUGUCCCUUAUUAUGACAUAAGCUACCUGAGCCCACGUGUCCUCUUUUUUUUUCUUUUACCAAAAGGAUAGAUUUGACUUCAGUUGUCUUAGUUCAUCUUCUGAGCAUCAUUACUAAUCAGUUCAGACAUGAAAAAGCUUCUAUUUUAGGAAAAUUGGGGAAUAUUAUAGACCGAGUUAAUUGAGGUGAAAUGUGUUCGUUUUAGUAAGGGCUUAAAGACUUGAUUGAAACUCGGAAUGUUAGUGACUUGAGUUAAGAAAGCCUUCCUCUAACUUGGUUUCAUCAGUAUUUUUACAGGAUACUAUUGUUAUU